Molecule: messenger RNA, 1731 nt
Organism: Dichomitus squalens LYAD-421 SS1
Lineage: Eukaryota; Fungi; Basidiomycota; Agaricomycetes; Polyporales; Polyporaceae
Exons: 5
Coding region: 1-1731 (576 amino acids)
Source: RefSeq, a predicted model, not a curated record
AUGCGCGUAAAAGUCGAGAGCGUCGCGCCGCUCCCCCAUCUCAAGGCCUGGUUCACUCUCAACGCCAUCCCCACCGUUCACGACCUCAAAACUGCCCUCUGUAUCGAUCUUCUCCCCUUCCGUGACGCCGCCGUGCACGCCCAACAGCUCACACUUCUUCUCGACGACUUCGAGCUUCUCGACUCCAGCCCAAUUGAUGUCGUCCGCGAUGGCGACCUCAUAGUUAUCAAGAAAGCUCCCGCUCCUGCUGCCCAUAAGCGUAAAGCAGCGGCACAAGGUGAGCACGCAAACAGUCCUGCAAGAAAGCGGUCCAAGACAAACGACGGCAGAGCGCUCUCCAAGCCUCCUGCAGUUCCCCCCAGUCGUGCCCGUCCGAAGCGACACACGCCGCCCGCAUCCUCCUCAGAGUCCAGCUCAGAAUCGGGUACCGAUUCGUCCGGCUCAGAGUCGAGUUCUUCCGACUCCGAUUCUUCGUCCGACUCCGAGUCAGACUCUUCGACCUCUUCCGAUUCCUCUUCGUCGUCCACAAGCUCAAGCGCACCCUCUGUACACCUGCCUCGCCGCAGAUCUUCCACACGCACCGCAAAUGGUGUCCAAACUGGCCCGAAGGAGCAAGUGACCGCCCCCAAGCCCGCUCCCGGUACACCUCCCGUUCCGCCCGGACAAGGAAAGCCUUCCACCCACAGCCGCAAUCUCCGUCGCCGCCGCAAGAAGCUGUAUGAACGCAUCGCCCUAACAGCCGAGCCUGCCAGCGUGAACGAGAUCCCCCUCGGCACACGCGCUCGCACGCUUGAGCCCCCCGCGACCGCUAUAUCUACGCCCUCCGAGGAACCAGAGUCUCAGCAGUCCAAACCUGCAAAAAGCAAAGGCAAAGGGAAAGCUCGAGAGGGGAGCGGCGACGCCGAGCCGCCAACCUUCAUGAUGGCGUCCUUGUCGAACAAGAACAAGCGGCGCGGGUUCAAAGACGCACUCAUCCGAGGCGUCCCCGCCAAGAUCACGUUCACCGAUGGUGUAUCAGUCCCUAGCACGUCCAGCGCAGGACAGGUGGACGCGGCCGCGAUGCAAGUGGACGCCGAUGCGGACGCGCUCGUCGUCGCAGCUUCUCUGCAGGCCCAGGAAACCCCUCGGCGCACGCAGCAACCGCGCCUCGUCCCUCCGUCCGAGAAGCAGGAGCGCGGGCUGCUGCCCCCGAACAUGUUCGUCACGAGCAUCGACGUCGAGGAGGGCAUGUGGCUCUCGAGACGGAAGAACAAGAAGAAGAAGCAAAAACAGCCGAUAGAGGAGCCUUGGGACCAGGAAGCAGAUGCGACGUUCGCGGAAGGUCUGCCGUAUGACGACGAGUGUGCCCAAGCCGCUUACCCCGCCAGCAACAACGCCAAUGGUGCUGGGACGAAUUCGGACAGCGGAGAGGCUACGGAACGUGCUGUCGUGGCCGCUCGCUGGGAUUCUCUCCGGAAAAUCACCGACAAGUCUCAGGUGUCUGUGGGGGCGACGGUUGCGUGGAAGGCAUUGGGAAUCAACUCUGCCACUCUCACGCCGGAGAUGCUGCUGCAUAUCGCACGUGUCCUCCAGUGCGGUGAUCAGCUCAUCGUUCAGCCAAUCACCGAAGCUGGCACAGGUGGGGUAUCGUUCGGCGGCGUGGUCGUCGAAGAGGAAGGUGGAGCAACGGAGGAAACCUUCGAGUGGGCAGAUGUCUUUCAGGGCGAUUGGCGGCUGGUGGUAUCCCACUGA